AUGAGCCCGCCCUCCCCUUUCCCCACUUCCUCUUCCUUGGCCCCAAACCCACGUGGAAACCGCGCUUCACGGGGGCUGGAGAAGCUAGCCCCGGGUCAGAGUCUGGUGGUUUCGGCCAGCUGGAGAAUCCGGGCCAGGCCCUUAGACCCACGCCGAACUACACGCUGCAGCUGCCCAGGGGGGAAAGAGGCAGCGGGGCCGCCAGAGGAAGAGUUUGGGGGGAGGAGAGGCGUGUCCGAAGCGAAACGGGGAGGACCGGCCUGGCCGGAGAGAGGGGAGGAGCAGGAAGGGGCGGUGCGACGGCUGCUCCGCCUCCUGCCUCUCCACCCGUGCCCGGCCCGGCCCCGUCGCCUCCUCCUUCUCCUCCUCCCAAAGGGCAGCCGCUGGUUUAGCUCUUGCUUUCCCGAGCCUUCGAAACCGCCGCCACCUGUCGGGACCUGCCCACCCCCCGGUAUAAAGUCCCGGGGACGAGCCCUGCCCCCCCCCCCCCCCCCGGCGCGGUGCCCAAGUUCCGUGACCUUGGCAGUGCCUUGGGACAGUUGCCUCAAGUUUGGAUGUAAGAAACAGGAUCUGGAGCGAUCUCUCUUCCCUUUUCCCUUUCCCACCGUCACCUUUACGGUGAGAUCCCGUCUUCAUUGA
Molecule: messenger RNA, 639 nt
Organism: Sarcophilus harrisii (Tasmanian devil)
Lineage: Eukaryota; Metazoa; Chordata; Mammalia; Dasyuromorphia; Dasyuridae
Product: protein enabled homolog
Source: RefSeq, a predicted model, not a curated record